AUUCAACUCUCCUUGAAUUGGCGGUCAGUUUCGUCCAAGGGAGACUCUAGGGAGUGUCCGGUUGUCGUCGCAAUGGCGUCUUUUAGGACGCCUGUCCCUAUGUUCAGGAGCCUUGCUCCCCGCGUUGCGAAGGACUUCUUCACCUGUCGACAAUGCUUACAGAACCAACGCAAUGCGACGAACCCUUUCCGCGCACGCUUUUUCACAUCUCUUCCGCUCUCCAAUAGCAGCAGGGUCAAUUCGAUCCUCCCUGUAAAGAAGACCAAUAUCUUCGCAUCGUCACUGAGGCCCAAGCGACUGUCUACGGUAGCCGCCACGGUAGAGCAAAGUACUUCUUCCAAGGCUACAUCGAGCUUCCCGGACGUAAGCUCGAAGAGUGUGGCAUAUUGGCUCUUAGGAAGUGCCGUUAGCGUAUUCGGAAUUGUCGUGUUUGGUGGAUUGACCAGACUUACGGAAUCAGGACUGAGUAUCACAGAAUGGCGCCCCGUUACCGGAUCACUACCUCCUAUGAACGCUGAAGAUUGGGAAUCAGAGUUUAGCAAAUACCGUUCGUCACCUGAGUUCAAGCUUCUGAACCCGCACAUGACACUGGACGAGUUCAAGUCGAUUUACUACAUGGAAUGGAUACACCGUCUCUGGGGCAGAUUCGUCGGUCUGUCUUUUGUGCUCCCGGCUGCAUACUUUGUGGCAAAGAAAAAGGUUUCCAAGCCAAUGGCUCUGCGCCUGGCCGGAAUUGCUGGUUUGAUCGGUUUUCAGGGCUUCAUUGGAUGGUGGAUGGUGAAAUCUGGUUUGAAAGAUGACCUCUUCGCGCCAGGCAGUCAUCCCAGAGUCAGCCAAUACCGUCUGACUGCUCACCUUGCCGCUGCAUUUACCUGCUACGUCGCGAUGCUUUGGAACGGUCUUGCUAUUCUGAGGUCUCACAGGCUAUUGAAGGACCCGCAAGCUGGAAUUGAUACUCUCAAUGCUCUCCGCGACCCGAAGCUUGGCGUUUUCCGCAAAUCGGUUGCUGGACUGGCUCUUCUCGUCUUCACAACUGCCAUGUCUGGUGCUCUUGUUGCUGGUCUGGAUGCUGGUCUCAUCUACAACGAGUUCCCUUGGAUGGGCAAUGGCAUCACUCCUCCGAAGUCCGAGUUGUUUGAUGAGCACUAUUCGCGUCUCUCUGACAGGUCCGACCUGUGGUGGAGAAACAUGCUCGAGAACCCGUCGCUUGUCCAGCUUGAUCACCGUAUCCUCGCAAUGACCACCUUUUCUGCUGUUAUGGCGCUCUGGGCCUAUUCCAAGACGCCAGCUAUGAAACGAGUUCUUCCUCCAGCAGCCAGAAAGGGUGUCCACGGAGUUGUUGCCUUUGCUGUCAUGCAGGUCACUCUUGGAAUCUCGACGCUGCUCUAUCUCGUACCUACGCAUCUUGCUUCAGCACACCAGGCUGGUAGUUUGUUCCUUCUCAGCUGGGUAUUGGUCCUGGGCAGCCGCAUUUGGCAUCCGUCAAGGACUGCUCGACUUCUACAGAUGGCGGCCAAGGCUAGAAACCAGCAGCUGUCGAGAUCGGCUAUAAACGCUGCAAACAAGUCAUGAGCCGUCUUUCUUGAAUGUAUUAAUACACGAUUUGUUCCUCGUAUUGGAGGCAUUCCCCUUGGUGACACCUCUAUGUCCACCCUUGUACAAUCUCCUCUUUUGCUUUUUCUUGGCCUUAUGAAGUGUCGGAAGCGACGAUACACUCUUCGAAACAUGUAUAAUAGAUCUUCAACUCAGGUCCUCAACAUGAAGUGAUGUGUUCCUGCUGUCUCUAUGUGCCAAACUAUUUUUUCAAAGCAUCUGAAGCUUGGUGCUACGUUCUACAGAAUUCGUUCCAGCAGGGUGAGCAAACUGAACAGGAAAUAGAAUUUGAUCUGGAGAUGAACUAAUGCUUCACAUAUCUUCAGCUAAAAAGCAAACAAAUCCACACCUGUGAGAUGGCAGACAAAUCUUUUGAGCAGAG
Molecule: messenger RNA, 1975 nt
Organism: Paecilomyces variotii
Lineage: Eukaryota; Fungi; Ascomycota; Eurotiomycetes; Eurotiales; Thermoascaceae
Product: cytochrome C oxidase assembly protein cox15
Exons: 2
Coding region: 73-1572 (499 amino acids)
Biological process (GO): heme A biosynthetic process
Cellular component (GO): mitochondrial inner membrane
Molecular function (GO): oxidoreductase activity, acting on NAD(P)H, heme protein as acceptor
Source: RefSeq, a predicted model, not a curated record